Messenger RNA from Gekko japonicus, 1292 nucleotides. It is a transcript of the gene PDCD6, whose product is annotated as programmed cell death 6. Gene Ontology annotation, molecular function: calcium ion binding. NCBI's taxonomy places the organism in Eukaryota, Metazoa, Chordata, Lepidosauria, Squamata, Gekkonidae. The record is from RefSeq and is a predicted model, not a curated record. The transcript has 5 exons. The annotation marks the transcript as partial.
ACGGGCGGCGCGUCGGGCUCCGUGUCCGCGCGCCGUCGCCAUAGCAACGUGUCGGUGUCUCUCCUCAGGGUGGACAAGGACCGCAGCGGCGUCAUCUCGGACAGCGAGCUCCAGCAGGCGCUCUCCAACGGAACAUGGACUCCAUUUAACCCAGCAACAGUCAGAUCUAUUUUAUCUAUGUUUGACAGAGAAAACAAAGGUGGCGUGAACUUCAACGAAUUCACUGGUGUCUGGAAGUACAUCUCGGACUGGCAGAAUGUAUUUCGCACGUAUGACAGAGACAAUUCUGGAAUGAUUGACAAACAUGAAUUAAAGCAAGCACUAACAGGUUUUGGUUUUCGAUUGUCGGACCAAUUCUACGAUCUCCUUAUUCAGAAGUUUGACAGACAAAGGAGAGGACAAGUUGCGUUUGAUGAUUUUAUUCAGUGCUGUGUUGUCCUGCAGAAAUGGACAGAUGUCUUCAGACGCUACGAUACUGAUCAGGAUGGCUGGAUUCAAGUGUCUUAUGAACAGUACCUGUCUAUGGUCUUUAGUGUUGUAUGACUGCAAGUACCAUUUCGAGGACAUGGACUGAAUUUGCCAAUUUCCUUAUAUAUACCAAGUAUCAAAGAAGGCUAAUUUAUCAUUCUUAAAUCUUGAAUCUAAACAGGCUAAACAUGUUUGCUAAUUACCUUUUUUUAAAAAAAAUUAGAUUAUGGCCAUAAUAGCUGCAGCUAUAAAAUUUCAGCACUAUCAUGUUCAAUGUUUUUGAAAAUGUGCAUGAAGUCUCAAUGCCAAACUAAUAGUGCUCAAACUUGCACAAUAUUGCAUGUGCCUUUUUUUACAGAGAAUAUUAAAACAGAUUCAUCUAGAACUAUGUCCUGUGUUUGUAGGAAACAUGUCUUUAAAUGGGGGUGGGGAAGGUAUGCUUUUGUAAACUAUUAUAGGUUGGGUUCAGUUAUGGCGGGUUGUAUCUCUGUUCAUUUCAGUAAUGCUGUGUAUGUAUAUCUCCCUCACACAAGAGCAGGUAUUCCUUUAAAGCUGCAGCAUAUGCAGAAUGGGAGAAGGGAAUUGUGGUUAGUUCCAGGGCUUUACAGUAUUCAGAGCAAUAGUAUAAAGGUAGCUGUAGACUACCAGAUGUACUUCUAUUUGGCUUUUUUAAAAACCUUACCUAGACAGAUGGAACUGGCCAAAGACCAUCCUGGAAGGUGGAGGUGCCGAUUUCCACAAAAGUGGUUUGAGAGGAGCCAUAUUUAAUGUUCAGUGUUUUAAAAUAUAUCUCUGUUUUUGUGCUUUAGUCCUGCAAAGCCACA